AUGAGGUCUGCCCUCUCUAAUGGGGCAGAUAUCAAUUGGAUGAACUCUGGUGGACACCUAGGCAUUUAUUCUUAUAGAGACCCGUUUGCUGGGUGUUUAAAUGAAAGUAACAGGACUCCAUUACAUGCAGCAGCUAUCAGUAACAAGGCUGAUGCUGUCCAGUGGUUACUUGAGAAUGGUGCUGACCUUGAGUCAAGAGAUGGUGAUGGAGACACUCCUCUCAUAUGGGCAGCUGCUAAUGGUCACACACAGGCCGUGACAAUGCUCCUUGAAAAAGGAGCAGAUGUAGCUGCCUCUACUAAUUGGGGUAGGGCUGCUCUUGAUUAUGCUGAACGUAAUGAUCAUUCUGAUACUGCCACAAUACUGAGAGUACACUCAGAUCAAGUUGCUCCAUCAGUUAUUCCUAUUGACAACUCUUUACCAGCAGGUUCUGUAUUAAAUGAGUCUCAUGCUCCUGUUAGACUGAAAGCCAUCAAUAGCAUAGUCAAUGAAUGGGAGACUCUAGGACUAUAUCUUGGAAUUCAAAAUAAAGAUUUAAAAACAAUUCAUUUUAAUUCUUUACAUCAAAUAGAUAUAUGCCGUAAAGACAUGAUAGUUCACUGGUUAAAGACUGGUACUGCUACAAGGGAAAAACUGAUAGAAGCACUUGAGGAUUUGAAAAGAAAUGAUGUUGUUGCUGAAAUAAAGCGUCUACCUAAACAAUAA
This is a messenger RNA of Amphimedon queenslandica, 705 nucleotides long. Its product is annotated as ankycorbin-like. Gene Ontology annotation, biological process: signal transduction. The record is from RefSeq and is a predicted model, not a curated record. Gene Ontology annotation, molecular function: protein binding. The coding region runs from base 1 to 705 and encodes 234 amino acids. The transcript has 7 exons. NCBI's taxonomy places the organism in Eukaryota, Metazoa, Porifera, Demospongiae, Haplosclerida, Niphatidae.